Molecule: messenger RNA, 3387 nt
Organism: Candoia aspera
Lineage: Eukaryota; Metazoa; Chordata; Lepidosauria; Squamata; Candoiidae
Gene: CRACR2B
Product: calcium release activated channel regulator 2B
Exons: 13
Coding region: 522-1763 (413 amino acids)
Cellular component (GO): trans-Golgi network membrane
Molecular function (GO): calcium ion binding
Source: RefSeq, a predicted model, not a curated record
GUGAGGCGGCUGCGGCGGGACGCGUCGCGCGCGCGGGAAAGGUACGAGAGCAGAGUUCCCCCUCGCUGACCUUUUCGGAGCGGCGAGUCGGUGUUCUGUCAUUUCCGGGUUGCCAAAAGCCUUUCCGCGCCUUCCACGCUUGGGCUGGACUGCUGGCUGACUUUCUCUUCCAGCUGUUCCUUCGGCUUGGAAAGAACAGGGCUCUUUAUGACCGAACUGAAUGGACUAAAAAGAGAACUAAACAUUUCAGGCCUUUGGGUAUAAAAUGAGGAAAUCUGCCCCAUUUGAGGAAAACUUGUCUUAAUUCUUCAGCCCACAAAGAGUUGCAAAAAACUAUUCCAGGGCCUCUGUGAACUUUGAUAGCAAGGGAUUUAUGAUCUGUGGCAUCAAAACAAAGUAUUUGAAGUAGAUAAAUUUCAUACAAGAUUUGUGGACAAAGAUACAAGAUUCUCUUCUACAUCAAUAAGCCUGCAAUGUAAUAUAUAUUGAGAGGCCCUAGCAAGGAAAAAAGUUGUGAAGCAAUGGACAGAUCUGGGAAGCAACUUUCCAAAACUCUCUGUCAGGAAGACAAGGAAGUAAAUGGAACAACUGAAGGUGUCUCUUGCCCCCUUUCACGUCCUUCUCCCCUUCUCUGCUUGAAUGGUGGGGGAAACAUGCAGGUGGAAAUGCUAGAGAAAGCCCAGGAGCUCUUCCAGCUCUGUGACAAGGAGGAGAAGGGCUUCAUAACAAAAUUUGACAUGCAGCGGUUACAAAGUGAACUGCCAUUCACUACUGAACAGCUGGAGACUGUUUUUGACAGUCUGGAGCAAGACAAUAAUGGUUACCUCACCCCAGUAGAAUUCAGUGUAGGCCUAGGCAAGUUCAUAGGAAUUGAGCAGCACCAGAACUCUGAAAGUGCCAGACACGAGGAGAUCUUUGAGUCUAGCUGGUCAGAGGAAUUGGACCAGACAGAUGAGGGGGAGAAACAGUUUUGCUCUGUGCUGGAGCAGCUUGAAGCAUCCCAGGUCUUUGAAGAUCAGGGUGAGAUUCAAGAGCUUUGGAUUCGACUCCGAAAUGAACUGCCAGAAGUCCUGACCAGCUUUGAAGAGUUUGUUUUCCGUAUUUCCUCAUACAUCAAUGAUAUGCACCAUGAGAAGGAAUCCAUGGAGCUGUUAUUAAAACGGAGAGAGACAGACCAUGACCAGGAAAUCAGGUGUCUCUAUGAGGAAAUGGAGCAACAGAUUAAAGCUGAAAGGGAGCAGCUGCUCCACCAGGAGUCAGCAAGGCUUGAGAAAAGCAGCCUGCUUCAGAAAGAGUUGCAGAGCAAAGAGCAAGAAUUUGAGAAAACGCUCUACUGGCAGAAAAAGUUGGAACAUCAGUUACAAUGCCAGAACACUGAGCAGCUAGAAAUGCGAGUGCAAAAUGAGAGAUUACGAAUUCUGAGUGAAAAUCUCCUGGGUCAGCUGGAGAGGACCAAAUGGGAGCUGGAAGUAGCUCGAAGUCGCUUGCAGGAAUUGCAGAAAGCAGCCCAGGUAGAGCAGGAACAGAAAGACAGAGAUAUAUUUCAAGCCUCUAAGAAUAUGCAGAAAGAAAAACAAAGCCUCUUGCGUCAAUUGGAGCUCCUCAGGGAGAUGAACAAAAAGCUACGGGAUGAGAGAGACAUGGUUGAAACUAAGAAGACGGUCAGUCUGAAAAAGAAAAUUUUAAUCCCCAGCCACCUCUCCUUUGCCUGCUGUUGUUGCUGCCAUCACCUGGGGACAUUCCAUUUACCUGGGGGAUUCUAACAGAAACCCUGGGUUUAAUUGUUCCUUUGUAAGGAUGUUUCCUUUGUAAGGAAUGAGUCUAAAUGGAGCAAGGGCUGCAUUUUGCAAGCCAUUGCAAUAGAUCAGCAUAGCUUGUCCGUUCUUGACUAUAAACGAAAGACUCUCUAAACAGAUGUUCUUUGGACUGGAAAGCACAGAGGAUCUUUUGCACUUUUUGAGCUCUUUGCACUAAAGGUAAAAUGCAGAGGACACAUUAGCUGAAUCUAUGCAAAACUGAAUCUUCCUCACGGAGUUCAAAGAAUACAUAAUGGUCUGCUCCUUCCCUCUAUUGUCACUGUUCCUGACAGCUUGGGAAUUUGUACCCACCAGCCCCAUGCCUUACUCUAAUCCAGCAUUUCUCAACCUUAGCAACUUUAAGAUGGGUGGUGGACUUCAAUUCCCAGAAUACCCUGGCCAGCAUGGCUGGCCAGGGAAUUCUGGGAGUUGAAGUCUACUCAUCUUAAAAGUUGCCAAGGUUGAGACACACUGCUCUAGUCUAUAGCUAACAGCACUGUGUACCAGCUUUUUUGCCAUAUUUCAAGGUUUUCACAGUUGUGUAGUUCUGUAAAAAACUUUGCAUGUCCCUUUCUGCUACUUACCUAGGUCUGCUCCUGCAGUGGGACUUUUCUCCCCCCGGCAACUCCCCCCACCCUUUUCUAUGUAUGCAUGUGUAGACAUAUGCACACAGACAUGCACAUACACUUGUAUCUAUUUGUCUCAGGGGAAUGAGAUGUAUACAUUCAUGAAGUAUAUCCCAGUAGAUUCCGCUGUACAGGCAUAACCCAAAUGUGAGGUAGAAAUGAAACAUGAGCAUGAACUAAAGAAGACUCAUGUGAUUCCAGAGAAGGAUAUUCUUGCUUAUUCAUAAAUGAAAGCAUGAAUGAUCAAGAAGGAAAAAAAUAAAAGUGAUUAACAUCUCUGGUCAGCUCUGUUGGGCAAUCAUAAACAGUAGUUUGAGGUGUUUUUUUUUAAACUUGAUUUAUUGAAGCUGCUAAGUAAAAUUUUGUAUAGAGGAAGAAGGGGAUCUUUUCAGUGUGAUGUCUUGUUUUCUGCAUGUAGAUUAAUGUGUGUUAUUUGGCUGAAUAUUUAUUUAUCUCAGUGAUUGAUUGAUCUGUGGAAGUAUCUCCAGGUGAAUAAAUGAUGGGAAUACAUAUUACCACCCUCCUGUAUUGUAGAUAGUGCAAGGUGUCUCUUCUGUUUGGUAAUAUUUUCAUGUAAUUAUAGUUUCCCAGAGAAAUAACUAUUGACAUUGUUCCCAAAAUCCUGUGAUCUAUUAAACUGGAGCAUAUACAGAAACAAAGGAUUAAUAAAAUCAUGCAAAUAGAAAUUUUGGUAAAUGAAGCUAAAUAUGAAUAUUUAAAGAACAUUGUGAAGUCAUAUUUUGCACACUCUGCUUCUUUACAUAAUGAUCAAGUUGUAAAGGGUUCUGCUGGAAAGAUCCAGAGAGGAUGACAAUCAAUACCAAUUCCUGAAGGUACUUGGCAGUCAAAGUGUUCCUCAUUUCUUCCUCCUGGUCCUCCAUUGGGAGUCCAGAGGCUGUACUUUCAUUUUCUGUUGUUUAUUCCUGCUCUGUGUGUCCAAGUCACAUAAAAUAAAGACCUAUUUG